Molecule: messenger RNA, 2121 nt
Organism: Colius striatus (speckled mousebird)
Lineage: Eukaryota; Metazoa; Chordata; Aves; Coliiformes; Coliidae
Product: SLIT and NTRK-like protein 6
Exons: 2
Coding region: 255-1367 (370 amino acids)
Cellular component (GO): plasma membrane; extracellular matrix
Molecular function (GO): protein binding
Source: RefSeq, a predicted model, not a curated record
UCCUGAUCCUACAAGCAUGCCCACUCAGCAUCCUCUCCCCAGUGGGGCUGGGAGCAGCACCGCGCAUGGAGGCGGGGACCGCCUGGGCAGAGUCCUUUCCUCAUGCCAGGAAGGAGCAGAGCACAGCCUGGCCCAUCUCCAGGGGCUGAUGCUGGAGCGCUGGGCUGGGGACCGUGCCCCUCUGGGGCUGCCUUCUGCUCUCUGCCGGCCUUGCCAUCGACCCAGCGCUGCAAAGCUGCAACUGCACUGAGCCCAUGGACUUCCAGGCCUUCCGUGAGGCUCCGCUCCCCGAGAGCUGCUGCCUCAACUUCACCAGCUCCAACAUCACCCACCUGGACUGGGGCACACUGGUAGGGGUGCGGGGGCUGCGGGAGCUCUACCUCUCACACUGCAGCAUCACGGAUAUCAGCAAUGCACAGGGAGCCCCCCCUGCCUUGGAGAUCUUGCACUUGAGUCACAACCUGCUGGAAAGUCUUCCUGGAAGCUUUCUAGAAGAUGCUCCUAAUUUGAGGGUCCUUUACCUGGACAGCAACCAGCUCCAGGAGCUGCCCAAGUCCUUCCUGAAAGCAUCGACCCAAGUCCAGGAGGUCUACCUGGGCUUCAAUGCCCUGACCAUCCUUCCCGCCAGCCUCCUGAAGCCAUCUCUGCUGCAGCUCCAGCUCUCCAACAACAGUUGGGACUGCAGCUGCUCUUUGCUUAGCAACCUGGAGGGUUGGCCCAGCGUGGCUGCUGAGGUUAUCUGCCACACACCGGAGCGAUACCGCGGCGUGGACCUCCAGAGCAUCCCCCGGGAUGAGCUGUGCCACUCGCACAGCCUCACUGCCCUCUUCAUCUGCCUGCCCCCUCUCCUCAUCCUCGCCAGCAUCACUUGGUGCUUCUGCAGGCAGAAGAGAAAGACCAACUACAGCCUUCAGAGCAGGUCCCAGAGCCACCCUGCCGUGGCGGAGAGGGGCAACGUGCCAGCGCCUGCGGAGCCCCACCACUAUGUCCCCUACGAGCUGCCUGCCAUCCCUUCUGAUACCGAGAAGAAAGUGCUGAUGGGGAGCCAGGUCCUGCUCCAGCCCUCCACGGACCUGCUGGAGAGUGGCAGGGACCUCUAUGAGGAGGUGGAGAUCCAAGUGGGAUCCCCCAGCAGUUCGCAGUUGCCAACCCAUGACGGGCAGCAGGACACCCUGGCACUGAGGGCAGAGGAGCCGGGUGGCAGCGAGCCAGAGGUGGACACCGUCAGCGUGAGCCAAGUCCUGAAGGACUCUGCUGACCGGGAGAAGAUCUACAUGAGUCAAUCAACCAACUAUUACAACUUGGUUCCUGGCAUCGAGCUGGAGGACUCUGACAACCUGGAGUAUGAGAACAUUGACCUGCACUGAUGGCAGGACUCUGGCUGUGCCUGGGACACACCACAAAGGUGGCAGGGACCAGGCAGUAGCAAAAGCUGUCCGAGCAGGAGGGGCACAAGCUGUCCUGCCAUGGCUUACAGUGCCUGUUUGCAAAGCUACACCCCCAAAGUCCCAUCCCUUCCCUUGAGCUGCCACCUGCACCCCUCGCUUGCCACAUGCUGCAGGAGGUGGAAGGGUGCUGCAGGCACUGGGGACUCUGCCGCAUGCUGGUGGUGUUGGGGGAUAUCUGGGCUGGCAGUGCCCAAGGAAGGACAUGGAGAGGAGGUGAGGGCUGAUUUUGGGCUCUAGGUGACAACACUGUGUGUGCCAGACCCAUCAGCCAGACCCACCACCCUUCCAUUCUCCCUGGCAUCUGGCACAGACCUGCUGCUCCCCAGCCCACACAGAACAGGGUCUGGGGAUGUGAAACGGGGCUGGAGCUGCCUGUGUGAUAUGUGGAGUGUGCCAUGUGCACAUGAUGUGCUCUGGACUUGGAGGGGGAGCUUGGGGUGCCCCUGCCUGCUGCCUGCCCUACAUCCUGCCAUGUCCUACAGGCUUGAAACAGCUGGUGCACAAGUGUGUGUGCAAACGUGUGUGCAGGGGCUCUGGGGGUGGGUGUGAGUGGGUGUGUGAGGUGCACAGGCACACAGGAAGGCACUGGAGGGGCCCCUGGCAGCCUUCCCUGCCCCAUGUGCUGCCAGGCCUUGUAGGAAUCAGCUCUCAGGAAGAAAUAAAUCAUUUUACU